AUGAGGCCAGUCUCAGUACCAAUUCUUCUUUCUCUUGUCGCUCUACCGGCCGAGCUCGUCGGUGCUAUUCGUCUGGAUCUGCAUGGCUCGCCAGCCCGUAGUUUCCACAGCAAAAGAGGGUCGAUUACUGGGUCAUCAACUGUAGGCGACGCAUCGAACUUCCAAUACACCGUCGACAUCACGCUCGGAGGGGCGCAGUUCACGGCGCAAAUGGAUACGGGAAGUUCGGAUCUGUGGGUUGCUGGCUCGGUUCCUAAUGCACAGGAUACGGGAAAGACUGUGCAGGUGACAUAUGCAGGAGACACCGUGGAUGGUCCCGUUCAGUUAGCGAAUCUCGAGUUUCUUGGAUAUUCGGUGCCCAAUCAAGCGUACAUUAAUCAGCCUACGUCAGGGUCCUUCCCCCAGGGUACUGGUCGUAUUGGGCUUGGGCCAACUUCUGGAUCUCAGGUACUCUCAGGUGUUGGCAAUUCCUCUGGAGACCCAGCCCUCGAGCGCAUCUUCCAGCAAAACACCUCCACCUCCAACUAUCUCAGUUUUGUCCUGGGGCGUGUAGGAAAUCCUGGUGAGGAUGUGACGGGCCAGUUGACCAUCGGAGAAACGCUGCCAGAGUAUUCCAACGUCACCUCACAACCAAAGUUAGACGUCUCGAUAUUGUCAAGCGACAAUUCACCCAAUCAGCACUGGCAAACACUGCUUGAUGCCAACGGUAUUAUCGGACCUACAGGUCGAUCUGUUAAUGUCGAGACAGCGGUGUCUGGCACAUCUAACAAGAACCAGCUGACAGUAGUCUUUGAUACCGGCUAUUCACUCCCCCAGGUUCCAGCCGCCGUAGCAGAAGCUUUCUAUAGCAGUGUCCCGAACUCGAAGCUGGUCAAUGAGCCGCAAUAUGGAACGAUAUGGCAGAUGCCUUGCGACUACGAGGUUAAUGUAACAUUCAAAUUCGGCGGUUUGGGUUAUCCUGUGAACCCAGUGGACACUGUUAUGGAUCUUAAUGCUACCGAUUCUAGUGGAAACAAGAUUUGCUAUGGAGCUUUCCAACCAAUAAGCUCAAGUGCCCAAUCGUCGACAUACGACAUGAUAUUUGGCACAGCUUUCUUGCGCAAUGUAUACGUCCUCGUCAACUUCGGUGACUACGUGGAUGGCGAUACGAGCAAUCGUGCCGCGCCAUACCUCCAGCUGAUUUCCACCUCCAACGACACUGCGCAAAUCCACCAGGAUUUCGUCUCCUUGCGUGGUGCCGCAGCCUGGACACCAACCUACAACGGCACUCAGAGCAGCAGCAGCAAUAGCAACACCUCGUCCGUCACGUCGUGGGUUAAAUCCCACCUCGGCCUUGUCAUCGGUCUCAGUGCAGGUGUUGGCUUAAUCCUGCUCGGUAUCAUCCUCGCUUGUUGCACGAGGGGGCGGAGACGCCGCGGUAGUGCGCCCAUGGGCUUCAUGUCCGGAGGCCAGAGAUACCAGCCGUUGCAUGACCCUGCGCCGCCACAGGCGUACGACCUGCACCUCAUGAACCAGGGCGGCGCACACGGCUAUGGCAACCCCUGGGAUUCUCACUAUUGA
Molecule: messenger RNA, 1560 nt
Organism: Sparassis crispa
Lineage: Eukaryota; Fungi; Basidiomycota; Agaricomycetes; Polyporales; Sparassidaceae
Product: acid protease
Exons: 7
Coding region: 1-1560 (519 amino acids)
Biological process (GO): proteolysis
Molecular function (GO): aspartic-type endopeptidase activity
Source: RefSeq, a predicted model, not a curated record